This is a messenger RNA of Budorcas taxicolor (takin), 1870 nucleotides long. RefSeq names its product zinc finger protein 582-like. NCBI's taxonomy places the organism in Eukaryota, Metazoa, Chordata, Mammalia, Artiodactyla, Bovidae. Gene Ontology annotation, biological process: negative regulation of transcription by RNA polymerase II; regulation of immune system process; regulation of cytokine production. The transcript is spliced from 7 exons. The record is from RefSeq and is a predicted model, not a curated record.
CCAAGAGGCAAACCAAGAGGAGGACGCAGCAGCCCAUGAAAUCCUGACAGUCAUGUCCCUCGGGUCAGACGUAUUCAGGGAUGUGGCCGUAGUCUUCUCCCAAGAAGAAUGGGAAUGGCUGGCACCCACUCAGAGGGAUUUGUACAGAGACGUGAUGUUGGAGAUCUAUAGCAACCUGGUCUCACUGGGUCUUGCCAUUUCCAAACCUGAUGUGAUCUCCUUCCUGGAGCAAGGCAAAGAGCCCUGGAUGGUGGAGGAAGUGGCGACAGGAGGCUUGUGCCCAGUGCUGAAGUCCAGGUACGAUACUAAGGUAUUCUCUCCAAAGCGGCAGAGUUUCGAAGUACAGUCACCCCCGUGGGAGAUAACGGAAAGCCUUACCAGCUACAGUCUUGAGUGCUCAAGAUUCCAAGAUGACUGGGAAUGCAGAAGUCAUUCUGACAGGGACGAGGGAAAUCCAGAUGGACAUCUGAGUCAAAUGAUAGUCGAGAAUGAAGAAAUACCCACUUUUGACCAGCCAGCACCCCUUACUUUUUAUCAGGAAAUUCAUACCGGAGAAGAACCCUAUGGAUAUAACGAAUGUACAAAAGACUUCUGGCAAGAGGACUUCCUUAUUAAUCAUCAGGGGAUUCAGACUAAUGAGAAGCCCUAUAAAUGCAAGGAAUGUGGGAAGGCCUUUAAAUACGGUUCACGACUGAUUCAGCAUGAGAAUAUUCAUUCUGGCAAGAAACCAUAUGAGUGUAAGGAAUGUGGAAAGGCCUUCAAUUCUGGUUCAAAUUUCAUACAACAUCAGCGAGUUCAUACUGGUGAGAAACCUUAUGAAUGUAAGGAUUGUGCAAAGGCCUUUAGUCGAAGCUCACAGCUGAUUGAACAUCAACGAAUUCAUACUGGUGAGAAACCCUAUCAGUGUAAGGAGUGUGGCAAGGCUUUCAAUCGGAUCUCGCAUCUUAAAGUGCAUUAUAGAAUUCAUACUGGCGAAAAACCCUAUGCAUGCAAGGAAUGUGGGAAAGCCUUUAGUCAUCGUUCUCAGCUGAUUCAACAUCAGACUAUUCACACUGGCAAGAAACUCUAUGAGUGUAAAGAAUGUGGGAAGGCCUUUAAUCAAGGCUCAACUCUUAUUCGACAUCAGAGAAUUCAUACCGGUGAGAAACCCUAUGAAUGUAAGGCAUGUGGGAAGGCCUUUAGGGUGAGCUCACAACUUAAGCAACAUCAGAGAAUUCACACAGGAGAGAAACCCUACCAAUGUAAGGUAUGUGGUAGGGCUUUCAAACGGGUCUCCCAUCUUACUGUACAUUACAGAAUUCAUACAGGUGAGAAGCCAUAUGAAUGCAGGGAAUGUGGGAAAGCCUUCAGCCACUGCUCACAACUGAUUCAACAUCAGAGAACUCAUAGUGGGGAAAGAUCCUAUGAAUGUGAAGAAUGUGGAAAGGCCUUUGGAAAAGCUUUUAGUUACUUAUCAUUGAUUACUAAACAUCAGAGAAUUCAUACUGGAGAAAAGCCCCAUGUCUGUAAGGAAUGUGGAAAGGCCUUUAGUGGUACCACACAGCUUAAUGAACACCAAAGAAUCCACAGUGGUGAGAAGUCAUAUAUAUGUAAUGAAUAUGGAAAGGCCUUCGGCCAUCGUUCACAUCUUCCUCAACAUCAGAGGAUCCAAACUGGUGAGAAACCCUAAAAAUGUAAUGAAUGUGGGAAGGCCUUUAGGCAGGGCUCACAGCUUAAACUACGUCAGAUAAUCCACACUGCCCAAGCCAAAGACCCAGACGCCCGGCCCGCACAGCGCCGAGUGCCCGGGCCGCCCUCCCCCGAGCGGCUGCGAACAGCGGCCGCCGCCGCGCUGCCAACAUGGAACCCUAACCUGAGAACGCACCGCUAG